Molecule: messenger RNA, 2561 nt
Organism: Liolophura sinensis
Lineage: Eukaryota; Metazoa; Mollusca; Polyplacophora; Chitonida; Chitonidae
Product: G protein-coupled receptor 161-like
Exons: 1
Coding region: 98-1087 (329 amino acids)
Biological process (GO): G protein-coupled receptor signaling pathway
Cellular component (GO): membrane
Molecular function (GO): G protein-coupled receptor activity
Source: RefSeq, a predicted model, not a curated record
GGGAGUUUUAGGGCUGGUGUCGUCCUGUACAACAGUGUUGCUCAGUUGUGUAUCGCUCCUCAGGGGCUCCUGGGUCGGAGGUAAUGUCCUAUGUCAAAUGUACGCUUAUUUGUUUUCGGUGUUAUUCCUUAUCUCCGUGUGGAUUAUAACGGCAUUAAGCUGGGAUAAAUACCAGACUAUCGCUAAUCCUCUCCAUCACAGCCAGACUGCAUCGUCUGUCAAGAUGGCUACUAUUUUCUGUAUCUUCUGGUUGGCAGGAAUCGUGAUGUCCUUACCUCCUUUUUUUGGAGGAAAUCAGUUUGCGUUUCAUCCUGCCAUGGCUAUGUGUUCUAUCAAAUUUUCAAAUUCCUUUGGACUCUGGUACUCGGUGUCAUUCCUCGUGGCAGGAACUGUGAUUCCUUUGGUAAUACUUACUUAUUGUUAUGCUCAUAUUUUCAAAAUCGCCCGGACUCAAAGCAGCAAAAUUGCUGCGAGUAUGGUUAAAAUGGUAAGUAUUAUCCAGGCGCCUAUCACCACCACCCCACCGAGGUCGAUCUCGAUCAAAGGCAAAAGAGCAAUCGGAACUAUACUACAUAUUGUGGGGGCAUUCCUUAUCACCUAUAUACCAUUCGCUUUGGUAGUCACAACAGAGAUGAUAGCUCAGACAAUAACCAGUGAUGUACUCAGUGCUGUUUCUGGAACGCUUGUCUUGUCCGCGCCUGUGAUAAAUGGCGCUGUGUACGGACUCAGGAAUAGGAUAUUACGGGAGUCUUUCUCAACAUUCAUGCGUAAGAAAUACAAACGCUUAGUGGGGCAUGAUCACGGAUUGGAUAAUGGAUUGAUUCCUAGGGCCAGCUCCCACUCCCUUGCCAGGAGGAACUCUUCUAACCUCAGGCUGUCCGCUUUGGUCAAGCGGUGCCCAAAUGAUAGCCCUACAUCUCGACCCCUCAGCCGUACCCAGUCCCUCCGAACCCGCAUCCUAACGGCACCCUCGUCCCCUGCCUUCAUGCAGAUUCCUAACGGCCUCAGACCCCCGGGGACUUGCAUCCCUAGGGUGAAUUCGAUGCCUAUACAAUGCACGGUGGAUGGUAACUUCACGAUCUUGUAGACCUGCAAAAGCACGCUUUUCAUCAAUCCCUAAAUUUACCUGUGUUCUUCAGGUGAGGAAACAAUUUCUGAACACAGCGGAUGGAAGUUUGGAAAUACGCUACGUACGUGACCAUCGAUUUGACUAUUUCAGUGGCGAAAAAAUGAACUUCUGACAGGUGUAGCGAGGGCACGGCUUCUUAGUCUUUUAGUUCAACGAAAAUACGAGAUAAACGUUUUCUGUUCGAUGUUGUAUAAGUGUGAUUGAUAUAUCGCUUGUUUUCUUUAUUUGACGUUAAUCGUACUUCAUUAAUAUCACCUUUGAAGUAUCCGUACGCCCUGGUAUCAGAUAAGGCUCAGAUGAUAUCGAAACGACCGUGUUACUGUCACAGUAUUUGGUGAAUACCAGGAUGUGUGAUAGAAAUAUUGUGAUAAAGAGCUAGGAGCUUUCUUGCGUCCGCAUUUCCUUAAUGUGAUUAACAUGGUGAAAAUGUGAGGGAAAACGUCAGAUCAGAAUGAAACUUUCAUAGAAAUCAUUGAAUGAGAGAGAAACGAAAGGUGAAAAUUGUUGGUAAUUUCGGGAAAAAAGACAUAUGCAACUUCCAACUUGUCCUUCCAAAUGUUAGUAUAAAAUUGCGCGAUAGAAAGUUGGAAACCCGAAUGAAACAGGAUUCUGAGUUCAAUGUUAUCAUGGUGUAAUAACAUGGAUGCGUAAGGGGAUGUAAUGCGGGAGAACAGUUUUCUGACUGGCAUUAGUCAGAUUGAAGAGUUCUAGUUCCACUUUCAAAAGAUGAACAGACAUGUCAGAUUAAUCGCAAUCAACAUUUCAGGGCGGAACUACUCACAACUAGCCAGGAUCUCCUUUCUUUUGCCUAUUUGUUGAAAAAGGUCUUCCCCAAAAAGUUUCUAUAAACUCCCAUUGUUUGUCUCGGCACUGCGACUCUACAGUAACGAAGACGUUUUUUCAUGUCGUGUCUAAGGCUACAAAAGUUUCGAGAUGUCGACCUCUUGUCUCUCUUUUCAUGACUUCAAUAACAUUGUAGUGGCAUAUAUUGUUGGUUGUUUAUAUAUUAUAUUAUCCCCCACACACGAAACACCUCUGUUGUGACCAUUUGCGAGUGCGAAUGGCAGGUUCACGAGAACAACCUGUAGGAGCAAGUAAAGAAAAUGGGAGACACUUCACUCAGUUGCUUUUUUAAUGAAGUACCCAUUUUUAUUGUUAAUUUUUCCAUACGAAGCAAACAGUCAGACAUGGCACUAAUGGUGAUUUCAUGUUUUCUCCACGCAAAUAUUUUUUUUACAUGUCUGUUACUGGUUUACAUGUCUGCAAGUGUUUUAUCUGUCUAUUACUGUUUUUACACGUCUAUUACAGUUUAUAUUCGUCUUUUGCUGUCUACGUCUAUAGAUUUUUACAUAGAAUACGUUGUUUGUUCGUCGUGUUGUUUUUUCUCAAUUUGCUCAGAUAUUGAUUAAGAUUUUUAUUUUCGUUUAUAUGU